AUGGACGCCAGCAACGACAGCAAAGCCGUUGAAGGCGACUCUCAGCUGCUAAUCAACGAUGAAGUGGAGUCCGUCUUCAACCUCCUCAACAACGCCACCCUCCUCUUCAUCAUCACCUUCUGCGGCGUCGUCUUCAACGUCAUCAACAUCAUCGUCUUCAUCAAGAUGGGCUUCUCCGACUCUGUGAACAUGUCGCUGCUGGGCUUGUCCGUGGCUGACCUGUGGGCGUCGGCCAUCCUGCUGGUGUGCAGCGUCUGCAACAACCCGGUGCACGCCCACCAGUACGGCGUCAUCGGCGUCUUCUUGGGCUGGCCCCACAUCACCAUGGUCCGAGUCUCGUCGUGGCUCACCGUCUUUAUAACAUUUGAGAGGUAUCUUUGCGUCGCCUUCCCUCUGAAGGUUAAAAGCAUCAUCACGCCGUCCAGAACCAGGUCUUUUAUUAUCAUCGUCUUCAUCAUCUUCACCGUCGCGAGUAUCCCACCGUUGUCCGGGAUGAGGUUAGAGUGGGUGGUGCUUGAUGAGGAAACCAACGAAUCCGGUCUGUCGUUUUACUUCACCCCGGGGGGAAAAGAAAUCGAGAACGCGUCCUUCACCUUCAGCAACGUGUCCCUGCUCUCGUCUUUCCCGUGCGUCAUCGUCUUCACGUUCCUCAUCGUCGUCAAGUUGGAAGAAAAAUCAAAAUGGCGGAAACAGACGUCAUCGAUGGCGCAAAAAGACACGACCAGCGCGAGGGACACAAAAGUCGUGAAGAUGAUAAUCCUAAUCUCUGGGAUCUUUAUCUUCUGCUACAUGCCGGCUGUCACCUCCAUAGCCGGGGCUUUAGCCUACGCCGAGUACAACGCCACGGGCCGGCUCAAGAACUUCUUUAUCGUCUGCUGGUCGUUUGUCUUCUGUCUGGAGGCGACCAACGCCACGGUCACCAUGUUCGUCUAUUUAAAGAUGAGCACCAAGUACAGAAGUGUGUUCUUGAGUAUCUUCAGGUGCAGUCCUCAGGAAUAA
Messenger RNA from Physella acuta, 999 nucleotides. Its product is annotated as neuropeptide receptor 22. Gene Ontology annotation, biological process: G protein-coupled receptor signaling pathway. Gene Ontology annotation, cellular component: membrane. Gene Ontology annotation, molecular function: G protein-coupled receptor activity. NCBI's taxonomy places the organism in Eukaryota, Metazoa, Mollusca, Gastropoda, Physidae. The record is from RefSeq and is a predicted model, not a curated record.